Molecule: messenger RNA, 2045 nt
Organism: Kockovaella imperatae
Lineage: Eukaryota; Fungi; Basidiomycota; Tremellomycetes; Tremellales; Cuniculitremaceae
Exons: 4
Coding region: 103-2010 (635 amino acids)
Cellular component (GO): cytosol
Molecular function (GO): asparagine synthase (glutamine-hydrolyzing) activity
Source: RefSeq, a predicted model, not a curated record
GUUGCGACCGGAACAUGAGUCUCACUUUUACGUGAUCCAUGCGAUCCGAUAAUCGGCUUUGAAAAUGUGGUCGAUGACCGACUGUGCUCUUGGAUAUCCGACAUGUGCGGAAUUAUUGCCAGUUACACCUGUGGGCAGGACCCCUCAUCGGUAGACAUCGAAGCACAGUUGCAAGCUUCUCUGAAGAAGAUUGCCCAUCGAGGACCGGACGCUUCAGGUAUAUGGAUCAGCAACAAUGGUCGUUGUGGCCUCGGUCACUGUCGAUUGUCGAUCAACGAUUUAUCUCCAGCGGGCUCUCAACCACUGCACUCGCCGGAUGGUUUCAUACAUGCUGUAGUGAAUGGAGAGAUCUAUGAUGACGGUUCAUUGCGCGACUCUCUUUCUUACCCUUUCAAAAGCCAGAGCGAUUCGGAAUUAGUUCUGGCUCUGUAUCAGCGACAUGGUAUCGGCUUCCUGUCGCAUCUACGAGGUGAAUUUGCAUUCUGUCUUUACGACAGUAGGCGAGACCUUUUCAUGGCUGGUCGUGAUCGGUAUGGCAUCAAACCUCUCUUUUGGCGUCGGGAACAAGAUCGAAUCUGGUUUGCUGCAGAAAUGAAGGCCUUUCUAGGAGCAGGUUGGCGUCCACAGUGGGACGUCGACUCCGUGCAAGACGGUGGCUGGGGCCAGGAUACCCGGACAAUCUUUCAAGGAUUACACAAGCUUCGUCCCGGACAUUACAUGAUCUGUCGAGGGGGUGAACCGGAAAUCCGCCCGUACUGGGAUUUGGAUUAUCCCACGGAGCAGUCGCCAGUAGAGAAUGAGGAUGCCCUGAUCCAGUCCCUGCGGGCACAUCUCAUACAAUCGAUCCGCCUGCGACUCCGAGCCGACGUCCCCGUGGGGAUCUACCUUUCAGGAGGCAUAGAUUCCUCUGCGAUUGCUGGCAUCGCUGCCCACCUAGUCAAGACGGAAAAGAUCAGUAUGGGCUCUGUCUCCGAACAGGUCCGCUGCUUUUCUAUAGGAUUCGACGAUACGGACUUUGAUGAGAGUGAAAUUGCGGAGAGAACGGCUGCCUUUCUUGGAGUGUCUUAUCACCGCGCUCACAUGUCUGAGGCCACUCUUGCGGAUCAUUUUGAAGAAGCGACAUAUCAUAUCGAACAUCACAAUCACGACCUCAACUACAUUGGAAAGUAUGCGCUUUCGGCCGUCCCCGGAAAGCACGGCUAUAAAGUCGUCUUGACGGGUGAAGGCGCUGAUGAGCACUUUGCCGGGUACCCUUUGUUCCUGCCAGACUUUAUGCGAGGCCAGCCCGAGGAGGUCGAUUUGCGACAGUCGAUCAAGGAUUCUUAUGCUGGUAUCGGUGGUUCAGUCGAUGCAUUUGACGAUCCGGAUCUCAAGACGCUUGGUCUCACUACGCCAGCCUGCAUGGCGGCGUUUAUACCGUGGGCAGGUCUUUUCACCCAAGCGCCAAAAUCCUCACCAGUUUCCGUCAUCGUGGAAAACGUCGACCCGGUGACCAGGUCUCGCAUGACUCGCUGGCAUCCGAUACACUCUGCCAUGUACAUCUGGACCAAAGGGCAUCUAGCCAAUCAGUUCCUGAGCUGCUUAGGUGACAGGGUCGAGAUGGCACAUUCCUUGGAGGCGCGCACGCCGUUCUUGGAUCACCACUUGACAGAGUUUGUCAAUCACCUCCCGCCUUCUCUGAAGAUCAAAAAGGACAAGGAUGGAUACAUCGAAAAGUAUGCUCUGCGAGAAGCUGUGAAACCUUUCGUUACCGAGGAAGUGUAUAGGCGACGCAAGCAUGCAUACACGGCGCCAACAAAGUAUGCUGUCGGUGGACCGAUCUAUCGCAAGCUCGAAGAGCUCCUGGUGAGAGAAUCAGUAGAGCAUCUAGGCUUCAUCAGGUGGAGCGUAGUGGAGGAUCUGAAGCGGAAAACUUGGGAAUUAGAAUCCGUCUGGGCAUUCAGACAGCUACUCAUAGUCGCUCAGUGGGUAGUCAUUAGCAAGCGAUUUGGUGUGGAGACGCAUGCGUAGAUAGAACAUUCAGAUGCAUCCUACCCAGAGGCCAC